This is a messenger RNA of Cutaneotrichosporon oleaginosum, 1809 nucleotides long. The record is from RefSeq and is a predicted model, not a curated record. Lineage: Eukaryota; Fungi; Basidiomycota; Tremellomycetes; Trichosporonales; Trichosporonaceae.
AUGGAUGAAUUUCCACCAGAGCGUAUCCGAAACCUGAGCAUUAUUGCGCACAUCGACCACGGGAAGAGCACGCUCGCCGACCGCCUGCUCCAAAUGACCGACACCCUUCCACAGGAAGCCAAUGCGCAGUUCCUCGACAAGCUGAAGGUCGAGCGCGAGCGCGGUAUUACAGUCAAGGCGCAGACCGUGUCGAUUAUUCACACGCACACGGAUGGCAACAAGUAUCUCAUCAACCUGAUCGACACGCCAGGCCAUGUCGAUUUCAGUUACGAGGUGUCGCGAUCACUUGGGGCGUGCGAGGGUGGCCUUCUACUGGUGGACUGCACACAGGGUAUCCAGGCGCAGACGCUGAGCGUCUUCCACCACGCCGUCGAUGCCAACCUUAAGCUCUUGCCAGUCAUCAACAAGGUUGAUCUGCAGCAUGCCUCGCCUGAGGAGACCAAAGAGCAGAUCGCGCAGACAUUCGGCCUGCCCAUCGAAGAUUGCAUGCCAAUCAGCGCAAAGAGCGGCUUAGGUGUCGACACUGUUCUGCGCCAGAUCGUGGACGGUCUUCCGCCUCCCAAAUGGGAUGGGGACGGCAAACUUCGCGCGCUUGUGUUCGACACAUUCUACGAUCGCUUCCGCGGUGUUGUUUCGCUUGUCCGCAUCAAGUCGGGAUCAGUGAAGAAGGGCGACAAGGUCAGAUUCCUCCAGGCAGGGAAGAAGUACGAGGUCCUCGAGGUUGGCAUCUACAAUCCCGAAGAGGUGUCCGUUGGCGCACUGAAGGAGGGUCAGGUCGGGUACCUCAUUUGCAACAUGAAGAACUCGGAGGAGGCGCAUAUUGGCGAUACAGUGUGUCUCCUCAACGAGCCCACAGAUCCGCUUCCCGGCUUUCAGCCCAUGAAGGCGAUGGUGUACGCUGGCGUUUUCCCAAUGGACAACAGCGAUUUCCCCCAACUCGAGGAGUCGAUUGAGCGGCUGACGCUGAAUGACAGAAGUGUCUCCGUUGAACGGGAGUCGUCUGCGGCCCUUGGGCAAGGAUUUCGCCUCGGAUUUCUGGGUACGCUCCACAUGGAUGUCUUCCGGCAGCGCCUCGAGGACGAGUACUCCUCUAACGUCAUCAUUACCGCCCCAACUGUGCCUUACAAGGUGGUGUACCAGCGCGGCAAGCAGCAGGUCGAGGAAUUCAUCUCAAACCCCGCCGACUUCCCCGACACGACCGAUACGCGCAAUCGUGUGUCCUAUGUCGAGGAGCCUAUGGUGAAUGCCACAAUCUUCGUGCCAACUGAAUACGUAGGCGCCAUGAUGGAGCUGUGCGCCAAGUAUCGCGGAAUUCAGGAUGAGUAUAAGUUUUUGGACAACACCGACCGCGCGAUUCUGAAGUACCGUUUGCCUCUCGCCGAGAUUGUCACGGACUUUUUCUCUGAGCUCAAGAGCUCCAGCUCAGGCUUUGCUUCCUUUGACUACGAGGAGGGAGGGUAUGAGCGCUCAAACCUCGUCAAGCUCAACAUGCUCCUCAACCAAAAGCCUGUUGACGCACUCGCGCUUAUUGUGCACAAGGAUGCGGCGCAGUUCAUCGGACGGCAAUGGGUAAAGAAGCUCAAGGAUGUUCUCCCACGCCAGCUAUUCGAGCUUGCGAUCCAGGCAUCCAUCGGCAACAAGGUUGUCGCUCGUGAGUCGCUGUCCGCCAUGCGCAAGGACGUUACUGCGGGCCUCUACGGCGGGCACUACGAGCGCAAGAUGAAGCAUCUCAACAAGCAAAAGGAAGGCAAGAAGCGUCUUAAGCGCCUUGCAGGCGUCGGAGAUGACGGGGUACAAAAUGUGCUUUAA